This is a messenger RNA of Didymodactylos carnosus, 1020 nucleotides long. Lineage: Eukaryota; Metazoa; Rotifera; Eurotatoria; Philodinida; Philodinidae. The record is from the annotation of a GenBank genome assembly.
AUGUUUUUUCUUUUGGAUUCUGUUACUACAAUGCCCACCAUAUUUGAAGAUAUGUAUAACGAUUUGUUUUAUCAAUUAUUUGAUUAUUUGGAUGCUUAUGAUAUUUAUUAUUCUUUUUUUGGUUUAAAUAAGCGAUUUAAUGAUCUAGCUGAACAUAAACCUACCCUUCAUGCAAACAUAACAUCUAAAAAAUUUAGAGAUUAUUAUCAAAUUUUGCUACCAUUAAUUCAUCUUCGUCUUGUAGCAUUAAAAUUUGAUGAAUUACAACUAUUUAUAAAAAUAUAUUAUUCAUUUUCAAAACAAUUUUCUCGUAUUCGUUCGUUAACAUUAUCUAAUGUAAUAGUUGAUCGUUUACCGUUAUUAAAAUGUAUCUUGUCAUUAACACUUGAAUUAAAAUCGUCUUCUGUUCAUAGUACAUCGUAUUUAUUUCAAAUUCUCCAUUCUAAAUUACCAUUAUUAAAAUAUCUAGUAAUAACAAACAACCCAAUUGUAUAUAAAAUUUAUAAACCGACACUUUAUCUACAUCAGUAUUUAGAAACACUUGCAAUCGAUGUUGGAUUUUGUUCAGAUUUAUUUAAACUUUUUAGUUGUUUACCAAAUAUUAGAUGUUUAACGUUGAAUGUAAAAUCAACACUUAUUUCAGCUGAUUUUCAAAUAGAAAAUCCAUCAAUUAUCAUACCAACAGUGAAAAUAUUAAUUGUUAAUGAUCAACCGCCCGGUUUAAUAAAAGUUGAACACAUUAAGUAUGUAUUAAAAUAUUUUCCUGAUUUAAAAGCAUUCGCGUUCAUAUCAUAUUCUAUCGAAUCAAUAAAUGGAACAAAAUGGGAACAAAUUUUAUCGACAAUAUCCACAUUGACAAAAUUUCAGCUUCAAGUUAAUGUUCAACAAUUAAAAGUAGAACCGAAUAUUAUUGAAAUUCAGUCAAAAUUUCAAACAAAUUACUGGCACGAUAAAAAAUGGACGAAUGUCAAAGGAGAUUGGUAUCAACAGCAAAAUUGUUUUACGCUGCGUGUUUAUUAA